This is a messenger RNA of Endocarpon pusillum Z07020, 1167 nucleotides long. RefSeq lists its product as uncharacterized. The record is from RefSeq and is a predicted model, not a curated record. Bases 1 to 1167 code for a protein of 388 amino acids. The transcript has 2 exons. Lineage: Eukaryota; Fungi; Ascomycota; Eurotiomycetes; Verrucariales; Verrucariaceae.
AUGCCGCAGCCUCUGUGGCUCCCUUUUUGCGGCGUCAAUAGAGCUUCUUACGAUGAUUUUGCUGAUCUGAAGGAGUGCCCUUGUUGUCAUCUUCGCAAUCCAGCGUUUGAACAGCCUAUCUCUGAACCGCAGGAGAUAAUAGAGCUGCUUGAUGAAUCACCAGUUCCGACACCAAAGAAGACGAAAGCCGUCUUUGCUGCCAGCAACGAGCAUGUACGAAGUCCUCAAACCCAGCGUUUUCAAAGAUAUACUCAAUAUUCUGUUACUGAGCUGACGAAUAUUCCAGUUCCUUCGAAUCGUACAAAUAACAAGCUAAUGGCUGAAACCUAUCAAACGACGAUAGCAAUCUGGCGACGCACAGUACAAGAGAAUGCGGAGCAGAUAGACUGUCGAAUGUUGAAAAGAGUCUCUUUCAAGCUUCAAAAUAAAGCAAUUAUAGAUCUGAACGACUUUAUGCACAAUUCUCUAUUGAAACAGGUCCGAGAAUGGAGAACGACUUUUACGCAGAAUGACGACGAGAAGCUCUAUCUUGCGAAACGCGUUGAGUCCAAACAGACCCCGGUUGAGCUGCCCACAAGCGCUGAUGACGUUCGUACGAUCAAGGAGGCAAUGGAGUACUUUGGGAUCAUCAAUAAGGAGUACGUUAUUCAUAUCGUUAUUGAACGGAUAGAGCUUGAACGGAUAGAGCUUGAGCAGCUGAAGGAGGAGCUGUCUGACGAAGAGCCUGCUGAUAUUAAGAAGGAGAAGAUCAAGAAGGAGGCAAAUACUAAGCUCGUUCCUCGUACAGAAUCUACAUCGUGGAGGAUUCUCAAAUUCAAGAAACCUCCUAACCCAGAACCAGAGCCUUCUACAACUGAAUCUCACAAACGAGCUCAUUCUAGUACCGACGACUCCUUCGACCAAUCUGCUGAAGAGCUGGAUCAAGCAAUCAAAGAGACUGAUGCUCUUCUUCAACCUCAACCCUCAACUCCGAAGGAGAAGGAGAAGGAGAAGAAGGAGAAGAAGGAGAAGAAGGAGAAGAAGAAGGAGAAGAAGAAGAGGGGGAUUAAGAAUGAUACAACAUCUGCAGAGGAGGAGAGAAAGGAGAGGAGUCAUGAUACGACGCAGGAGCUCUUCUAUAGCCCUCCAGCUCUUCGUACGAAGAAGAAGAUAAAGGAUACGACUUAG